CAUGACUGACAAGACUCCCCAGAAGACUCACUUAAAUGUUGUGAUUAUUGGCCAUGUCGACUCUGGCAAAUCCACCACCACGGGGCACCUCAUCUACAAGUGUGGGGGGUUUGAUCCCCGGGCCCUGGAGAAGGUGGAGGCAGCUGCCGCUCAGCUUGGCAAGGGCUCCUUCAAGUUUGCGUGGAUCCUGGACAAGCUGAAGGCAGAGCGGGAGCGAGGGAUCACCAUUGACAUCUCCCUGUGGAAGUUUCAGACCAACCGGUUCACCAUCACCAUAAUCGAUGCCCCGGGGCACAGGGACUUCAUUAAGAACAUGAUUACGGGCACCUCUCAGGCAGAUGUUGCCCUGCUGGUGGUCUCUGCGGCCACAGGAGAAUUUGAGGCCGGUGUGUCCAGAAAUGGGCAAACGAGGGAACACGCGCUUCUGGCCUACACCAUGGGGGUCAAGCAAAUGAUCGUCUGCGUCAACAAAAUGGAUCUAACGGACCCUCCCUACAGCCACAAGAGGUUUGAUGAAGUUGUCCGGAAUGUGACGGUCUAUCUGAAAAAGAUUGGGUACAACCCAACGACUAUCCCCUUUGUACCCGUGUCCGGCUGGACGGGAGAGAAUAUAUCUUCGCCCAGUCAAAAGAUGGGUUGGUUCAAAGGUUGGAAGGUGAAACGAAAAGAUGGCUUUACUAAGGGUCAGUCCCUCCUGGAGGUUCUGGAUGCCCUAGUUCCUCCAGUGCGUCCAGCAAAUAAGCCUCUGCGGCUCCCCCUGCAGGAUGUAUACAAGAUAGGGGGCAUUGGAACAGUCCCUGUGGGCAAGAUAGAAACUGGGAUUCUCAAGCCCGGGAUGACCAUCACCUUUGCCCCGUCCGGCUUUGCGGCCGAAGUGAAAUCCAUAGAAAUGCACCACGAGCCGCUCCAGACGGCCUUCCCAGGGUUCAACGUUGGAUUCAACGUCAAGAACAUUGCGGUGAAGAGUCUAAAGCGUGGCAACGUGGCGGGAAACUCGAAGAGCGACCCACCGACCGAGGCCUCCAGCUUCACUGCCCAGGUGAUCAUUCUGAACCACCCGGGCCUUAUCAAGGCGGGCUACUCGCCGGUUAUCGACUGCCACACUGCGCACAUCACGUGCCAGUUUACGGAACUUCAGGAAAAGAUUGACCGGCGGACGGGUAAGAAACUGGAGGACAACCCAGGGGUGCUGAAGUCUGGAGAUGCCGCCAUCAUAACCCUGAAGCCAAUCAAGCCCUUCUGCGUGGAGAGGUUCUUCGAUUAUCCGCCUCUGGGGAGGUUUGCGGCGCGGGACCUAAAACAGACGGUUGCGGUUGGGGUUGUGAAGUCGGUGGAGCACAAAGCUGGAGCCGCGGCCAGGAGACAAGCCCAAAAGCCGGUGCUGGUGAAAUGACUUUCCUGAGACCGAGGGGAACCCACAAGCACUUAGAGCCGGAGCAGGCCACUAUGUUGUGUUGGUUGUUACAGUUGUACAUGGCAGUGAAUGGCAAACUGUUGUGUAAAUAAACUGUUAAAGUAGCA
Messenger RNA from Xenopus tropicalis (tropical clawed frog), 1521 nucleotides. RefSeq names its product Elongation factor 1 alpha (gene 42sp50). Gene Ontology annotation, biological process: translational elongation. The coding region runs from base 2 to 1393 and encodes 463 amino acids. The transcript has 7 exons. Gene Ontology annotation, cellular component: cytoplasm. Gene Ontology annotation, molecular function: GTP binding; translation elongation factor activity; GTPase activity. The record is from RefSeq and is marked provisional. NCBI's taxonomy places the organism in Eukaryota, Metazoa, Chordata, Amphibia, Anura, Pipidae.